Messenger RNA from Salvelinus fontinalis (brook trout), 1409 nucleotides. RefSeq names its product fucosyltransferase 7 (alpha (1,3) fucosyltransferase) (gene fut7). Gene Ontology annotation, cellular component: membrane. The coding region runs from base 360 to 1409 and encodes 349 amino acids. The transcript has a single exon. NCBI's taxonomy places the organism in Eukaryota, Metazoa, Chordata, Actinopteri, Salmoniformes, Salmonidae. The record is from RefSeq and is a predicted model, not a curated record. Gene Ontology annotation, molecular function: alpha-(1->3)-fucosyltransferase activity.
UGUCUAGAGCCAUGGCAUCAUAAUGAUGGUAAUAAGAGGUGGAUUAAUUCGGGUGGGACUGUGUAGUACCUCACUGAAGGCCCAGGCCCCAGGCACGCCACUGGUCAAAACAAAUUGUAAUUCGUAACAUACGUAUUACACAUUUGUAAUUGUACGAAUUGUAACAUAGCCUAUCAUACAAAUUGGAUGAUGGACAUCCACAAAUUAAUACGAAAUGUAACAAUUUGAAUGUCUCAGAUUUUUGUUUACUAUGUUAUGUUUACCCCUGAGUCAAGGUUAACGGUACCUCAAUCCUGUUUUCUCUGCUCAUUUCCCUGCAGUGACAGAACCCUGAUGACAAACAAGGGUCCAGCUCUAUCAUGGACUCCACCUCAUUUUGCCUCAGGCUCUUCCUCCUCAUCAUCUGCCUGGCCCCUCUACUGUUCUUUCUGGUGGGACAGGGGAGUGAUGGUGGAUGGGGUCCAAACUCUGACAGAAGCCACAACAUCACCAUCCUGCUGUGGCACUGGCCCUUUGGCCCCUCCUACAAUUUGGAGGGAGACGUGUGCUGGAACCAGUACCGUAUCCCUGACUGCCGCCUGGUGGACCAGCGCGCUCUCUACCCCAGUGCUGACCUGGUGGUCUUCCACCACAGAGAGCUGAUGAACGGCCAGGAGCGGCUGCCCCUCCACCUCCACCGGCCGAGGCACCAGAAGUGGGUCUGGCUCUCUCUGGAGUCCCCUGACAACAGCAGAUACCUGAAGCCCUUCAAUAACGUGUUCAACUGGACCAUGUCCUACCACCACGAUGCUGAUAUCACCAUGCCCUAUGGUAAGCUGCUGCCGAAGGACUGUGAUACUGGUAAUGAUAGCAGCACAGAAGACAUCAUUCCCAAAAAUAAGUCCAUUCUGGCCUGCUGGGUUGUUAGUCACCAUGAGCCUCAGCACAGAAGGAGCUUGGUGUACAAGAGCCUGAAAAGAAGCAUCCCAGUGGAGGUGUAUGGUCGCUUGAGAGGGAGGGUUUUGGCCUCCAGCGACCUGCUGCCCACCAUCUCAAGCUGCUACUUCUACCUGUCCUUCGAGAACUCAAUCUCCAAGGAUUACAUCACUGAGAAGCUCUGGCGGAACGCUUACCAGGCAGGGGCAGUGCCUGUGGUUCUGGGUCCACCGCCAGAUGACUACAUAGCCGUGGCUCCGCCAAACUCCUUCAUCCACGUUGAGGACUUUCCAUCCACCAAGGAGCUGGGGAACUAUCUCCGCCAGCUGCAACUGGACAAGGAGAGAUAUGCUGGAUACUUUGCGUGGCGGCAUAGCUAUCAGGUGAAAGUGUAUACAGACUGGAGGGAGAGGCUGUGUAGCAUCUGCCCCCAGUAUCACAGCCUGCCUGCUCAGAAGGUUUACCAUGACCUGGAAGCCUGGGUCAGGAAGUGA